UUACAUUCAGGAAGUGAUUCUCGGCAAUGUGAAAGAAAUGCUUCCAGACGUUUGCAAAGUGAUAUACCAUCCAUGGCGGGACAACUGAAGCGUUUGAAGGACGCAGUGAAGAUCAUAGGGUCCGGCAGCGUCCUGUUUGUCUCCUACCUCACUGCUGUGGGAGAUGAGCGCUUCUACACCAACCAGCUUAUGCCCUUGCUGCAGAGGAUUGUGGGAGCAGAGACAGCCCAUGUCAUGGCUGUGAGGUUAAUCGGCCUAGGUCUGGUGCCUCUGAACCGCUACCAGGACCCAGUAUCACUGGAAGUGAAUGUCAUGGGCUGUAAAUUCAAGAACCCCAUAGGGAUCGCAGCAGGAUUUGACAAGCAUGGGGAGGCUGUUGACGGGCUUUAUAGACUAGGCUUUGGCUUCGUGGAGGUGGGGACCAUCACCCCCAAACCCCAGGAGGGGAACCCCAAACCACGUGUGUUCAGACUGACCACUGACCAGGCGGUCAUCAACCGAUAUGGGUUCAACAGCUGUGGUCUUGCAGCAGCACGGGAGAGACUAAAGGCAAGAGAAGGCACCCAGGUAGAGCUGACUAAAGCUGGCCUGCCCCUGGGCAUCAACCUGGGAAAGAACAAGCUGUCGCAGGACGCAGCGGCAGACUACCUGGAGGGGGUGCGGACGCUGGGCCCUCUGGCUGAUUACCUAGUGGUGAACGUGAGCAGCCCCAACACCCCAGGCCUCAGGGACCUGCAGGGGAAAGGGGAACUGCGACAACUGCUGUACAAGGUGCUGAAGGAGCGUGAUGCCCUACAGGGGGGGAGCAGGCCACCUGUACUGGUAAAGAUUGCCCCUGACCUCACCUCCCAGGAUAAGCAGGACAUUGCUGAUGUGGUCACAGGGCUUGGUGUGGAUGGGCUGUUGGUCUCCAACACUACAGUAUCCAGGCCUGAGACUCUACAGGACCCCCAGAGUAAAGAGGUGGGAGGGUUGAGCGGCCAGCCCAUCAAGGAGCUCUCUACAUGCACUGUGAGAGAGAUGUACAGCUUGACAAAAGGUAAGGUGCCAAUCAUUGGAGUUGGGGGUGUAGCCAGUGGACAAGAUGCCCUGGACAAGAUCUGUGCUGGAGCCUCAUUGGUCCAGUUGUACACGUCUUUAACCUAUCAUGGUCCACCAGUUAUCACCAAAAUCAAAAGGGAACUAGAACAGCUUUUAAAAGAACAAGGAUUUGCAAGCAUUUCGGAUGCUGUUGGAGCUGACCAUAGAGGAGCCGAGGGGAGAUGAACAACAGCCUAGUUAGGAACAAUGAUCAAGGCUCUGAGUGUCAGUAUCAGUCAGCUCUACAGGUUUGACUGAUUACACUACAGUUUCCUGCCUUUACUUGAAGUCUAUAGUACAUGGAGUGGCUUGCCUGAUCAAUUCAUGUAACGACUGCCGAGAAUGAUAUCUGUUCACACAAAUAUAACAGCAGUAUUGGGAACCUGCCCCAUUUCACGGUUCUUAUUGGUUAUUGGUUAUUGGGCAAUGUAACCGUAAGAAUGGUUAAGUGCUAAAUGAUACCAAAGUGCUAACAGUAUUUUGACACUAGCAGUCACGUCAUGUGUAAUGUAUGUAAAAAAAAAAUUUUAAACGUUUUUUUUAAAUUAUGUAAAUAUGUGUGCUUUUCAUAAAUACUGUGUGCUGCUAUUUAUAGAACUAUGUGACCAUAGAAAUUGAACAUUUGUUCACAAAUAACUUCCAUUCAAAGUGCGUAACUUCACGUCUCUUGUAAAUCGCUCAACUGCAUAAUGGAGACCUCGUCUGAAAUUAGUGCUGAUCACCUAGUAAUGAGCAGAAUGACAAUUACCUGACAAUUACCAUUUAGCCUUGCUGCAGUAGUCAGUUAAACACUGAGGAAAUAUAACAGCGUUGACAUUUAAAGAAAGGGCAAUGGCACAAUUACUUGCCAAAUGUCAGCAGGCUUUAAUUACACAUGAUCCCACUGUAAGAUGGUAAAACUUAACUCUCAGCAGUAUAACUGAGGAGAAGUGUACCAUAACAAGCUGACAAAGAGGACCAAGUCCAACCGGAUGCACUAAUAGUUAUCUUAUUUCUGACCUGUUACAUACAUUGAACUGCCUCCUGUUAUGAGUGUAAUGUCAAGGGGGUACUAAAUGGAUGUUAACGCAUGUACAUUAAACUAUAUAGUUGACCUAUUUGAGGAACAUGAACCUUUGAGUAUACGCCUCAGGCAAGAAUAAAAGUGCAUUUAAAUUAUGUCUUGACUGUCCAUAACCUAUUUAGGCAGGGGAAACGCUGUUGAUAUUGAGGGUUUAUCGGAACCAGUCUGUACUCUCCUGUCAUUCUCAGAGCUUCGCUUGGACUUCAUCUUUCCCAGUUGACUUCUUCAGAGAAUGUCCACUUCAUGGCCUUUAAGACCUUGUAUAAGCCCUGUACAGAAUUAUAGCUCUCCUUCAUGACUCUCUCUCCCUGCCUCCUCUGUGUUUGUGCUUUUAUUUGUAGAUUGGGGACAGAUGGAGCUGCUUGGGUUGUUAAGGUGACAAGUUGCACCUGGGUUGGGGAUCAACUAAGACAGAAACGUUCCUGGUGCCCACUACUGGCUCUCUCUCUCCACAAGCACCAUUUUGUUUUGUGAUCUGAUUGAUAUGUUUUUUGAUUAGGUGCACCCUUCAACAUUUAACCUUCAUCCAUGCAUCCCUCCCUUCAUCCAUACACCCCUCACAUGCCUACUUUCACACUUCACAGGUCAGUUUUCCUUUGAAGUUUUAUACUUUUUUAGUUAUUUAAUAAAUAUUUUUGUUACUCCUUAACUGCAAACGUGUGGACUCCCUUGUGUGUCACCAUCUAAGAGCCAGGUUGUGACAUUCAGUAGAGGUUACUCACUCACCACCCCCUGAGCAAAUGUUUCUGCCAGUUUGUCCAUUGUACAUAUUUUUCUGUGUCAGAUUAACCUCACCACUAUCAUGAGUGGGUUCAAUAGAUUCCUAGGGUAAAGAAGGUGCUGUUUAUGUUGAGUCCUUCCUAAGGCGUCAUGAGAAUUCAAGCAGAUGCAAAGCACAAAAGCAAUCUUACUUCCUCUGAUAUCCAUGUUGACUGAAUGUGUCAUGACUUCCGCCGAAGUUGGUUCCUCUCCUUGUUCUGGCGGCGGUCACCGGCUUUCUAGCUGCCACCGAUCCACUUUUCUUUUUCCAUUUGUUAUGUCUUGAUUGUACACACUUGGUUCCCAUUACAUUAUUAUUUCCCUAAUUAACCAUCUGGUUCUCAUUAUGUUUUGUGCGUGAUUGUUUCUGGUUUUGUGUUAGGGUUUGUUAUCCCUGCAUGGAUUUAUUGUUUGAUUAUUUUUCAGGGUAAAGUACAUUGUUUUA
Messenger RNA from Oncorhynchus masou masou (cherry salmon), 3347 nucleotides. Its product is annotated as dihydroorotate dehydrogenase (quinone), mitochondrial-like. Gene Ontology annotation, biological process: 'de novo' pyrimidine nucleobase biosynthetic process; pyrimidine ribonucleotide biosynthetic process. The transcript is spliced from 9 exons. Gene Ontology annotation, cellular component: cytoplasm; mitochondrial inner membrane. Gene Ontology annotation, molecular function: dihydroorotate dehydrogenase activity. Lineage: Eukaryota; Metazoa; Chordata; Actinopteri; Salmoniformes; Salmonidae. The record is from RefSeq and is a predicted model, not a curated record. Bases 73 to 1266 code for a protein of 397 amino acids.